This is a messenger RNA of Arvicola amphibius (Eurasian water vole), 1089 nucleotides long. It is a transcript of the gene C17H12orf73, whose product is annotated as chromosome 17 C12orf73 homolog. Gene Ontology annotation, biological process: mitochondrial respiratory chain complex III assembly. The record is from RefSeq and is a predicted model, not a curated record. NCBI's taxonomy places the organism in Eukaryota, Metazoa, Chordata, Mammalia, Rodentia, Cricetidae. Gene Ontology annotation, cellular component: mitochondrion. The coding region runs from base 316 to 519 and encodes 67 amino acids. The transcript is spliced from 2 exons.
CCGGUGCCUUUGCAUUUUGGGUCCGGCCCCCUGACGGUGCGCUCCGGGGCUUGAGGGAAGCUCGGGUCGCCCUGCGCACCGGCUUGCGUGGUGCGGGGCGGGAGCGAGGGGCAGUAGCUGCUCCCUGACAGGCCGAAGGGUGAGGACACACCAGGCCCGCCCUCCACCUGCUCAGCCGAGCGGGUGCAGCGCCGCUCGCCGGUCACCGCGGAGGGAGCCUCGCGGGUUGCACCCCGGGUGCCCCAACCAUCGCCCAGUCUAGGAGCCACCCACCCACCCCUGUAACGCCGCGCCCUUCCCUGCCAGCUCUCCACCAUGCCCGGGGGCGUGCCCUGGUCCGCCUACGUGAAAAUGCUCUCCUCCAGCCUCCUGGCCAUGUGCGCCGGGGCCCAGGUGGUGCACUGGUACUACCGGCCUGACCUGACGAUACCUGAGAUCCCACCAAAGCCUGGAGAACUCAGAACGGAGCUCUUGGGACUGAGAGAGAGACACCACGAACCUCGGGUUUCACAACAGUAGAAACUUAAAAUACAGCUCUGCCAAGAAUUCUGCGAUUAACACUUUCUAUAUAUAUUUUUAAAUGUAUUGAGUAAAACUACUUCUUCAAACAUUUAAUCCAAGAACAAAUGCUGGGUGAUAGGAACUGAUAAGGUAGAUCUUGUAUUAUGAUUUGGUCAGUAUUUUCUUUCUUUUUUUUUUUUUGGUCAGUAUUUUCUAGUCUCACUAUGCAUCCUUGGCUCACCUGGAGCUCACUGUGCACAUCAGGCUAGCCUCUGCAACAAGGUCUUGCUGUGUAGCCCAUGCUGAUCUCAGGACAGUCCUCCAGCCCCCACUUCCCAAAAGGUAGAAUUGCAGGCAUGAAGGACCGCACUCAUAAGAGCUGCCUAAGCUUCAGCUUCGUGCAUUUGCCCGGGAAGAUGAGAUGGAGCAUUUGCAAUGUCUUCUGCCAUUAUUCUUUCUCUGAAUGAGCUUGGUUAUAAUGGCAAGUUAUAAAUUAGAAAAGUAAGUCAGUGAUAAUGCUUAUAGGGUCUAAACAUUGAGAAGUAGUAUUUGUACUAAACUGUAUAAAAUAUUCAGAGUUCUUUGGAA